This is a messenger RNA of Engraulis encrasicolus (European anchovy), 2790 nucleotides long. Its product is annotated as macrosialin-like. Gene Ontology annotation, cellular component: plasma membrane; late endosome membrane; lysosomal membrane. The record is from RefSeq and is a predicted model, not a curated record. The transcript is spliced from 6 exons. Lineage: Eukaryota; Metazoa; Chordata; Actinopteri; Clupeiformes; Engraulidae. Gene Ontology annotation, biological process: establishment of protein localization to organelle. Bases 274 to 1383 code for a protein of 369 amino acids.
AAGUGUGCAUUUAAGUGCACUCUCCUUCCAAUAUGCUUACGCUAUAGCCUGUUCAGGUCACUGUAUCACUGAAAAAGCAACAGCUGGCUACUUUUUAUGAUCAAGAAACAAGCUAUCAUCAUACCGGUCAGAGAUGUACUUCCUUCAUUUUUUAGUUUCGUUUCUCUUCCUUUCUCAGUCAGCUUAGUCCCUGCAGUCAAGUCAACUGCGCGCAGUUCAGCUUUUGUCUUCUGACAGUUCGUUUGUCUCGGCGAAGAAAAAAUAUCCUUCAAAAUGAAGACAGGGCUGUUUUUCCUGAUGGCCGCGUGUGUUUUAUCCACAGCCAUCACCUCAGGCCAAGAGGACAAGAAGGAAUCUGCGACCCUUGCGCCAUCACAUGAGUUUAUGGACUCAACUGCGCCAACCAAAACAACGACCACAGUCACAACCAAAAAGACGACUACCACACCACCAACGACGACCAAGAAGACGACCACCACACCUACAACUACGACCAAGAAGACGACUACCACACCUACAACUACGACCAAGAAGACGACUACCACACCUACAACUACGACCAAGAAGACGACCACCACACCUACAACGACGACCAAGAAGACGACCACCACACCAACGACGACGACCAAAAAGACGACCACCACACCAACAACGACGACCAAGAAGACGACCACCACACCAACAACUACAACCAAGAAGACGACCACCACACCUACAACUACGACCAAAAAGACGACACCAACCACCAUUAAAACGACCACCGCUGUCCCAGUGCCAACUCCUUCGACGAACGUCACCAAGGGCAAUUACUCUUACUCUGAAGGAGGCAAGCUGCUGGUCAUGGCAUUGACGGCCCUGCAGAUCAGGGAUGACGAUAAGAAUGGAGGACUGUUCAUCAUCCAGCCAAACAAGACAAAGAGUAGUGGUCUAGUUGGCAAGGAGUCUGUGGCCCUGACCUUGACAUUUCCUGAAGGCAAGAUUGAGUUGACCUUCAAAAGGAACACAACUUCAAAAUCUGUGUAUGUUGACUCAUUGAGCAUGGACCUGAAAUACGCUUUCCAAAAAGGAGUGAUGAAGACUUUGACUGGCAAGAACUCCUCCCUGGAGCUCUUCAAGGCAGGCAUUGGCCGCUCAUACUCUUGUUCAAAUGAGACCGUCUUCCUUGGGAACAAUCUAUACGUGGUGUUCACCCAGGAGAGAGUCCAGGCCUUCAACUUCACUGCCAAUAGUGAAUUCGGCCCGAUGGACAUGUGCAAAGCUGACCAGCCAGACUACACGGUGGCCAUUGCUGUGGGCAUUGUUCUUCUCAUCCUCAUCAUCAUUGUCAUCUUGGCAUACAUCUGCAGCAGACGACGCAGGAGCGACGGUUACCAAUCCCUCUGAAGAACCUAAACAACAAGGCCACACCAUGCCAAGAUGGCAGCCAUCAUUCCCCAUGAGACCCAAACGAGGGUGAUGAGACUUCAGAGUAAAGGUGCCAUUGCUGUGUAUUACUUCAACCAGAGAAACUGGAAUAUAAUGAGAAAGCUCACUCCCAUUGGCACCUAAUGUUCCCUCAAAAACGUGCAGUUCCACCUAGAUGGCAACCGCUGGCAUGCAAUGACUGGGAAAUCUGAAAAGGGAUAAAUGCUCAAAAAUAUUCUACUCCAAUUUCCAGUCAUCAACCUCAUAAAUAAAAUGUCCUGUUCAGAACUGUGGUUGGUAUUCUAUAAGACAAGGUAUUGUCAUGUUUUUUUCGACCUUUACUGUCAAGCAUUCUGCUAAUGUAUAUAUGAAUUUGGCCUCAUAUAUACAGCUUGCUGAAUAUAUAAUCUGCAGGUGCAAAAUUAUUUUUUAAAUCAAAAUUGGUUUUACCUUGGUGGCACUGCAGCUAGGCGAUCGCGGGCAACUUCAGUCACUGAACCAUCUCAUAUAUUCCAGUUUCUCUGGUUCAACCAGAACACAUGCACAGUACAUCUUGCGGUGGUAAUUUGACACUUGCAUCGUGAGUUAGAUUUAGUACUAAUGUUGGUCCAUUUCUCUAGAUGUUGAAUUAAUACUGGGAAAUGUACUGAGCAACUUACACCCAAUCUCGCAUCAGCUUAUGAAACAGAUUGAAUGGUUAUGGUGGUUGAAGUGAUUUUAUCAAUGGUUUUGUUUUACUGUGUGUUCUCUGCAUGUGUGUCAAUCAUCCACUUGGCAAUACUGUCAUUUACAUGUUACAUUUAUUCUGCUUAGUUCUGUAUUUUGCAAUCUUACCAACAAUAUUCACAUUUUAUUAUGAAAGGGAAAACCAGUUAUUCCUCAGGAUGCAUAAGGGCUAUCUAAAUGAGAACUUGCACUCAGACAGUAAUGGGAAACCUGCAUUCAGAAGCUAACCCCCAGUGCCACAUACUGUGACAGGUCUGGUUUUACCUUUUCCUAUUUGAGCAGAUAGAACCAGGUCUUGUAGAAUAUGUGGCGCCGGAUAAUAGUAAGCUUUUAAAUUCAGGUGCACUGCACUUGACAGCACUGCUUUGUAUAUGUAAAGUUUGCAGACUGUAAACUAUUUGAAUAUGACGGGCAAUAUGGUUGUUAGUCAAAUUUCAUUGGAUCUCUGUUAACAUGUCAGACAUUUAUUCCUGUUUCUUUUUUAAGUCUUGCUGAUUCUUAUCUCAUCUCAUUCUUAUGCACCAAGCCAGUUACAUUCCUUAAGGGAAACCCAGUGAACUACAACAACAAGGCAAGAGUAUGUGUUCUGUUUAAAGAUUUAAGAGUGUGAUUAAAAACUGUAUUUCCAUUGUUUUGACAAUAAAGAUGGAUUGACUUCCA